AUGAGGCCAUCUACGAAACGUACAAUAAUUACAUCAAAAACUACAGGUCGGCGAUAUUUUUUGGUUCGAGCUGCGAAAGGGGGAUCUGCUCGACGAUAUUAUGUAUGUUCAAGACCAGAUUGUGAUUCACGUUUAACUCGUGAAGCUGAUUUCUUUUGUCGAGCUCAUUCACAAGUAAAAGGCUCCGAAAGUGAAGAUAUUCCUGAUAUGUCAACACAAUCGGAUGAUGUUGAUGAGGAUGACUUAAAUGAAACUGGUGAAAUAGUUGAUGACAACGGUUUAAAUGAAAAUGGUGAAACAGUUGAUGAAGGAACAUCGACAGAGGCACAACGCAAUACAACUGUGGAUUCAAUUGAUGCUGAUCAACAAAAUGGAAAUGGAAUGCAUGAUUCAACCAUGGAAGAUGAUGACAAUGAUGUCAGUAAUGAUUUCAAUGCUUCACUACCACUUUCAUCUAGACAAAGAGUAAAGGCAAAUCGUGAAAUUCAUGUAGAUGAAACAACUGGUACACGUAGUUUUCGUGACAGUUCAGGUCGUCGUCGAUAUCUCUGUAUGCACGAAUCAUGUACAAAUAUGCUUAAACGUCAAGCUGAUAUUUUCUGUCGAACACACGGAUCUAAUCAUAUAAGUGAAGAUCAAAAUAAAAAGAAAAAAGGAAAUCAUAAACGUAAUUCAGCUCCACCAUUGUCCAGUGAAACACAAAAUCGUUUUCGUUCACCAUUUUCAACUACAACUACAGCAUCAACAAAUCAAAAUAGUACAAAUGGAAAUCAUUCAGAAGAAUAUGAAUCACCAGAAAAACAUAAUAAUACUGAUGCUCCAUCUCAAUCAACAUCAAGUGAACAUUCAAUAAAAAAACGUAAACAUGAAUCCCAAACUACACAAUCUAAAAUAAUUACUCGUUCAUUAAUUCCCCCUAACAAAAUUGUUAUGUCUACGACAACUCUUCUCGAUCAUCAAUGGAUUACUGUUCUAACAUUUCUUCGUCAAUUUCCUCAAAUUCAAUUAGGAACAAAUUUAAAUGUUAAUAAUCUUACAACACAUUUACUUAUUGAUGAUAGUGAAAAUCCUUUACAUUGUACAAUAACGAAAAAAAUUGUUCAAGCAGCAGCACGCCGUAAUAUAUUUAUAAUAUCUUCACGUUGGAUAACUGAAUGUAUACGUUUAAAUGAAAUUGUUGAUGAACAUCCAUUUGAAAUAACAAGUGAUUCUCAUACAACAUUGCGUUUAUCAGUACAAAAUUUUCAAACAAAUCAUAAAUAUUUAUUUAAUAAUUCAUCACCAGCAUUAAUUUAUGGAUUUGCAAUUGAAUGUCGUCAAUGUCAAGGUUCAAUUAAUCGUAAUGAAUUAAUUGAAUUAAUUGAAUUAACCGGUGCUAAAUUAUAUGAUAAUGUAAAUUCAGUCGAUAUAUUAAUUGUGUUAUGUGAUACCAAUGAAAAAAAUAUAAACAAAAUUAAAGAAAAAUAUCUUCAUACAAAUGUAUCAAAUAUUAAAUAUGUAAUAAGUGACUUUUUACUUAAAUCAAUUAUUAAAUUUGAAAUUCAAGAUAUUGACAAAUAUUCAUUAUAA
Rotaria sp. Silwood2 is the source of this 1569-nucleotide messenger RNA. NCBI's taxonomy places the organism in Eukaryota, Metazoa, Rotifera, Eurotatoria, Philodinida, Philodinidae. The record is from the annotation of a GenBank genome assembly.